AUGGCAGGAUUAAGAAAUUUUAUAAAAUUGGCAAAAUGGAGACCUACUUUAAGUUUGGCUUUAGCAAGCCAGCAACGCAGCAAAUAUACCCAACAUCAGGGAGUCAAGGGGAUUAGGAAUCGAAAGAGCUAUUUCGAGGCUCAAAUGCAACAAGGGAAACGUGAUGACGAUAAUGAUGAGCAGAAUGGUGAUUCUAGGUCAAGCGGAGAAUUGUUUGAUAUGCGUUUUCUAGAUGAUCGAGCGUAUGAUGAGGUGGCUGGUGGAGCCAUGCGUAUAACACGUAAUGUGGCGACCUCUCAGCAGGUUCUUAUCCUUCAGCCGUAUGUGAAAUGGUCAGCUAAACGUAACCUACCACAAGAUGUUAAACCAGAGGAUCAGUUGGCGGAGGCGACAGCUCUUAUACGUUCGCUGCCCAAUUGGCAAGUGGCUAAAGCUCUUAAGGUACCCCUGGAGAAUUUGAAGCGUCGAACUCUAUUCGGAUCUGGCAAAAUAGAUGAACUGAAAACUCUUAUAGCCGAUCUUCGCCAGGAAAUGUCACUCACUUGUCUUUUUGUCAGCAAGGGCACACUGUCAUUUGCCCAGAAACGUUAUCUGGAGGAGGAAUUCCAUCUACCUGUCAUGGAUCGCUAUUCAGUGGUCAUACAAAUCCUUCGUCUACAUGCUACAAGCGCUGAGGCCCGACUCCAGGUGGCCAUGGCCGAAUUGCCGUAUAUUUGGUCGCAGGCCAAAGAUGCCAGUGCAAGUCAAAUUCGUCGACAGGGUUAUGCCUUAAGCGAUUUGCAGAAGGAGAUUCUAAAAACACGAGAACGCAAACUUCGAGCCGAGCUGGAGCAGGUGCGUCGACAUCGCCAAUUGUUGCGCCAGAAACGGAAGCAACAAAACUAUCCCAUUAUAUCCGUUGUGGGCUAUACAAAUGCCGGAAAAACCUCUUUGAUUAAAGCCCUAACAGCGGAAAGUGAUGCACUGCAGCCGCGUAAUCAAUUAUUUGCCACUUUGGAUGUGACAGCUCAUGCCGGCCAAUUGCCUUGUAAUCUUCAGGUCAUAUACAUGGACACAGUUGGAUUUAUGUCCGAUUUGCCAACGGGUCUAUUCGAGUGUUUUGUGGCCACUCUAGAAGAUGCUAUGCUGGCGGACAUCAUUAUACAUGUGCAGGAUAUAUCGCAUCCUUGCCACAAUGCUCAGCGCAAUCAUGUGGAAAGUACUUUACGUUCCUUGGCCUUCAAUGUGGGCGGUGAACAUCAGCCGCCCAUUAUUAAUGUCUUUAACAAAUGUGAUCUAGUGCCAAAUGCUGAUGACCAUGCCGAGGAGAGUACGGCUCACCAUAGAAUAUCAGCAAGAUCACAAAUUGGCCUUGAUCCACUUCUACUUGAUAUUGAAGCGCAAAUCCUCUCUGUCACCGGACGUCGUAAGAUUCAGAUGCGCGUGCCCAGCGGCGGACCCGAGAUGGCCUGGCUAUAUAAAAAUGCCGCCGUCAUUGAUACCCAGGCCGAUCUGGAGAAUCCUCAACGUCUGCUAAUGCAGGUGGUUAUUAGUCAACGUACUUUGGAGCAAUUUAAACGGGAAUUUUGUUGAUUGUAAAUGAAUUAAAUACUUUUAUUAUUGCUGUUAGGUGUUAGGAUUGGUGUUUAAGUUUCUAUAUAAAUAUAAAAUUCACUAUUGUA
Messenger RNA from Drosophila willistoni, 1661 nucleotides. Its product is annotated as putative GTP-binding protein 6. NCBI's taxonomy places the organism in Eukaryota, Metazoa, Arthropoda, Insecta, Diptera, Drosophilidae. The transcript is spliced from 3 exons. Gene Ontology annotation, molecular function: ribosome binding; GTP binding. The coding region runs from base 1 to 1572 and encodes 523 amino acids. The record is from RefSeq and is a predicted model, not a curated record. Gene Ontology annotation, cellular component: cytoplasm.